GUCUUUUCAAAGGUCAUUUUUGAUUGAAUCAUCUAACUUUGGGACCAUUAAAUAUUCCUAUCGUCAAAUAAAUAUAAGUCGAAAUGGGUGGUACUCGUGAAAAGAAAGUCGAAUAUUUCGCUAAAUUAAGAGAAUUAUUAGAAGAAUACAAGUCUAUCUUCGUUGUUGGUGUUGACAAUGUUUCUUCUCAACAAAUGCACGAAAUCAGAAAAACCUUAAGAGGUGAUGGUGUUGUUUUAAUGGGUAAGAACACCAUGGUCAGAAGAGCCAUCAGAGGUUUCUUAUCUGACUUACCAGAAUUUGAAAAAUUAUUACCUUUCGUUAAAGGUAAUGUUGGUUUCAUUUUCACCAACUCUGAUUUAAAGCAAAUUAGAGAAGUUAUUACUUCUAAUGUUGUUGCUGCUCCAGCUAGAGCUGGUGCCGUUGCUCCAGAAGAUGUCUGGGUCCCAGCCGGUAACACUGGUAUGGAACCAGGUAAGACUUCUUUCUUCCAAGCUUUAGGUGUUCCAACCAAGAUUGCCAGAGGUACUAUUGAAAUUGUUUCUGAUGUUAAGGUCGUUGAAAAGGACGGUAAAGUCGGUCCAUCUGAAGCUACCUUAUUGAACAUGUUAAACAUUUCUCCAUUCACCUACGGUAUGACUGUCGUUCAAGUUUACGACAACGGUCAAGUCUUCCCAUCUAACAUCUUAGAUAUCUCUGAUGAUGAAUUAGUCGGUCACUUUGUUUCCGCUAUUAACGUCAUUGCUUCUAUCUCCUUAGCUGUUGGUUACCCAACCUUACCAUCUGUUGGUCACUCCGUUGUUAACCACUAUAAGAACGUUUUAGCUUUAUCUAUUGCUACUGACUACACCUUUGAAGGUUCAGAAGCUAUCAAGGACAGAUUAGCUAACCCAGAUGCUUACGCUGCUGCUGCUCCAGCUGCCUCUGCUGGUGGUGCUGCUGCUUCCGAAGAAGCUGCCGAAGAAGCUGCUGAAGAAGAAGCCGAAGAAUCUGACGAUGACAUGGGUUUCGGUUUAUUCGAUUAAACUGAUUAAGGAAUC
Molecule: messenger RNA, 1040 nt
Organism: Scheffersomyces amazonensis
Lineage: Eukaryota; Fungi; Ascomycota; Pichiomycetes; Serinales; Debaryomycetaceae
Gene: RPP0
Product: 60S ribosomal protein uL10
Exons: 1
Coding region: 84-1025 (313 amino acids)
Biological process (GO): ribosomal large subunit assembly; cytoplasmic translation; ribosome biogenesis
Cellular component (GO): cytosolic large ribosomal subunit
Molecular function (GO): structural constituent of ribosome; large ribosomal subunit rRNA binding
Source: RefSeq, a predicted model, not a curated record